AUGCCUCUGUCCGAUUUCCAGAUACCCGAUACCGUUGAGGGCCUGCAAGCGGCUCUUAGCAACGUCGAUGAAGACAUACACACGACCGAAGACAGGGAACACGAACAAGCCCGCUUAGCGGAUGAUGACUUACGGUUGCUGGGCGCGAAACGUCUUGCCAUACGCAUACUCUUGUUGUCGAAGCGGGAUCAGCAGUGUCGAGAAGUUAUACAAGAGCUACCAAAUGCGGUCUUGGAGAAACUACCACGUGAGCUCCGAGAUAUGAUCUACACGGAGCUAUGCCGCGGAAGUCAGGACGAGCAGGACGAGCCGUACGAGCCGUACGAGAUUGUCGACAACAACUCCAAACAUCCACACGACCCCUUGUAUGAGUUUGCACCUAUGGUCAAAGCAUAUGAGCCGCCAUAUUGGAUGUUGGAACGUGAGGUCGGCCCUGAGUUCGCGCGCGAAGCUGUAGAAGUCUGGUAUAAGAGCGCUCAUCUCUCGGUCGAUAUAAAGCUCCUGCAGCCACUAUUGCAAGACGACGAUGGGGUCCUAUAUGACAGCUGGUCACCCUCGUUGUCAUUGGUCCCGCGUGGUUGUCUUUAUUAA
Messenger RNA from Alternaria arbusti, 591 nucleotides. RefSeq lists its product as uncharacterized. NCBI's taxonomy places the organism in Eukaryota, Fungi, Ascomycota, Dothideomycetes, Pleosporales, Pleosporaceae. The transcript is spliced from 4 exons. Bases 1 to 591 code for a protein of 196 amino acids. The record is from RefSeq and is a predicted model, not a curated record.